CGCUCGUCAUAUCCGCUGUGUCUCACUGCGGUGAUAAUCAUCGCUCAGAUGUAAAUGGAGAGAAACGAUAAAAGUCGCGCAGUGAUCGCAGCCCGGGCUCUCCGAUCCGCACACACAGCUCAGACCCUGCUCUCUGCUUUCCGGCCGGUCUUUCGGUAGCCUCUCACAACAUCCCCGGCUUCGCCACCUACCGUGUCAGCCAUUUUCGCGCGGAUGGCCGGGCAGGUUUGGAGGGCCUCUGGCCGGAGCCGCGGGCCUCAGCUGCGGACUCUGCUGGUGCUGUCGGCCGUCGGAGGACUGCUGUGCAUGGCCGCCGCUGCUGAGGCGAAGGAGUGCGACAGACAGUGCGUGAACGGGCGGUGCAACCCGGCCAACGGCAACUGCUUAUGUGAUCCUGGGUGGGUAGGGGACCAGUGCCAGCACUGCGGCGGCCGCUUCAGGUUAACUGGACCCUCCGGAUACCUGUCAGAUGGACCAGGAAACUACAAAUACAAAACCAAGUGCACCUGGCUUAUAGAGGGACAGGCUAACUCUAUUCUGAGGCUGCGCUUUGAGCAUUUUGCCACAGAGUGCAGCUGGGACCACCUGUAUGUGUACGACGGAGACUCUAUUUACUCUCCUCUGCUGGCUGCAUUCAGUGGACUGAUUGUUCCUGAACACUACAGCAAUGAGACGGUUCCAGAGGUCGUGUCUGAAUCCGGCUAUGCACUUCUGCACUUUUUCAGCGAUGCGGCCUACAACCUGACUGGCUUCAACAUCUCAUACAGGAUAAAUACAUGUCCUAAUAACUGCUCAGGCCACGGUGCAUGUCUGCUGGUUAACUCCAGUAACACAGUGCAGUGCGAGUGUGAAGAGGGCUGGAAAGGAGAGGCGUGUGACAUCCUGUACUGUGCCUUCAACUGUGGAUACCCUGUGCGGGGCCAGUGCCAAACCAGCACCAAACGGUGCCGCUGCAAGCCUGGAUGGCAAGGCCCUGAUUGUUCAGUGUCAGUACCUGCUAAUGUUUCUUUCUGGACACAUGAGGAGUACAGCGGGCACGGGCUGGCACGUGCAUCCCAUAAGGCUGUGUUGCUUGAAGAUGUCAUGUGGGUGAUCGGUGGACACGUGUUCAACUACUCAAACUACCAGAUGGUGUCAGCGUUCAACCUGUCCUCUCAGAGCUGGAUGUCUCUGAACCGUUCAGUCAACUAUGUCACGGCACGCUAUGGUCACACUCUGGCUGUGUAUGAGGACAAGAUUUAUAUGUAUGGAGGGAAGAUUGAUUCCACAGGGAACGUGACAUCAGAGCUGUUGGUAUUCCACACACAGAAUCAGUCGUGGGAGCUGUUAAGCCCCCAGGCUAAAGACCAGUACGCAGUGGUGGGUCACUCCGCGCACACUGUCCAUCUCAAACCUGACGGAUCAGAGCCUGUCAUGCUGGUCUUCUUUGGACACUGCCCUCUCUAUGGAUACAUUAGCCAAGUGCAGCAGUACAACAUUGUCAAGAACAGGUGGAGUGUUUUGGAGACGAGAGGGGCACUGGUUCAUGGGGGCUAUGGUCACAGCAGUGUGUAUGACCCCCUCACACGCUCUGUCUACAUCCAUGGAGGCUACAAGGCCUUCAAUGCCACAAAGUACGGCCUGGCUGGGGAUCUGUAUCGCUAUGAUGUGGACAGGAGCAUGUGGUCAAUCCUGAGAGACAGUGGCUCUUUCCGCUACCUCCACACAGCCGUGUUGGUGGGCGGCAGUUUACUGGUGUUUGGAGGGAACACCCACAAUGACACAUCAAUGAGUCACGGCGCCAAGUGCUUCUCAUCUGACUUCAUGGCCUAUAACCUGGCAUGUGAUGAAUGGACUGUGCUGCCCAGACCUAAUCUUUCCCGUGAUGUGAACCGCUUUGGCCAUUCUGCUGUCUACAACAAUGGGGUGAUGUAUGUAUAUGGAGGAUUUAACAGUCUGAUGCUGAGUGAUAUGUUGAGAUUCACGCCUAGCAGUUGUGACGCCUUCACUGAAAUGGCAGAGUGUGUGACUGCUGUGCCAGGAGUGCGCUGUGUGUGGAACUUCACCACCAAUACAUGUUUUCCCUGGGAGGCAGUGAAAUCUCCUGACCCAGACAUCCUGCUCAGCAUGUGCCCUCCCAGAGUCUAUGCAGACGGUGAUAAAUGUGACCAGUACACAGACUGCUAUAGCUGCACAGCUAACACCAAUGGCUGCCAGUGGUGCUCAGAGCGCUGCAUGUCCAUCCACAACAACUGCACUGCUUCCUCGGGGGCAGUAAUAGAGUAUGAGGCCUGUCCAAAGGAUAUCCACUCAUAUGUGUGCAACAAGAAGACCAGCUGUAAGAGCUGUGCUACUGACCAGAACUGUCAGUGGGACACCAGAAACCAGGAGUGCAUAGCUUUACCUGAGAAUAUAUGUGGUGAGAGUUGGCAGCUGGUGGGGAAUUCAUGUCUGAAGCUGAUAACAGCGAACGACUCCUAUGACAAUGCUAAACUGGCCUGUCGCAGUCACAACGCUGUGCUUGCCUCCCUCACCACUUUGAAGAAGGUGCAGUUUGUCCUGAAAGAGCUGCAGAGCAGAGCAGCACUGUCCAAAUCAGUGACUCCUUGGGUGGGUCUAAGGAAAGUGAAUGUGUCAUACUGGUGCUGGGAGGACAUGUCUCCCUUCACUAACACCACGCUGCAGUGGUUGCCGGGUGAACCCAGUGACGCCGGAUUUUGUGGAUACUUGGCUGAGCCCAGUGCUGGAGGUCUGAAGGCAGCAGCCUGCAUAAACUCUUUCAAUGGCAGCCUUUGUGAACGAUCAGCCAACCACAGCGUGAAGCAAUGUCGUACUCCUUGUGCUCUGCGUUCCUCCUGUAGCGAGUGCACGAGUGUGGGCUCAGAGUGCAUGUGGUGCAGCAACAUGAGGCAGUGUGUUGAUUCUAAUGCCUAUGUGGCCUCCUUCCCUUACGGCCAGUGCAUGGAGUGGUAUACCAUGAACACCUGCCCGCCGGAGAACUGCUCUGGCUACAGGACAUGCUCUCAGUGUUUGGAUCAGCCAGGCUGUGGGUGGUGUACUGACCCCAGCAAUACGGGACGGGGCCAGUGUAUGGAAGGCUCAUACCGUGGGCCAAUUCAAACGCUCUUACAUGCUCCAUCAUCCUCAAAACCCUCCUUCAUACCCCCUCCUCAGCCGAUGCUGAAUGUAAGCUUGUGUCCUCAGGAGACCAAGUACAACUGGUCCUUCAUCCAUUGUCCAGCAUGCCAGUGUAACGGCCACAGCGCGUGUGUGAAUGAGAGCGUAUGUGAGAGAUGUGAGGAUCUCACCACUGGCAGACACUGUGAGAGCUGCAUAUCCGGUUACUAUGGUGACCCCACUAAUGGAGGGAGCUGUCAGCCUUGUAAGUGUAACGGCCACGCCAGCUUGUGUAAUUCAAACAACGGCAAGUGUUUCUGCACCACCAAGGGUAUCAAAGGAGACCGCUGCAAUCUGUGUGAAGUGGAGAAUCGUUACCAGGGCAACCCUCUAAGAGGAACCUGUUAUUACACGCUGCUGAUAGACUACCAGUUCACCUUCAGCCUAUCUCAGGAGGAUGACCGUUACUAUACCGCUAUUAACUUUGUGGCCACACCGGAUGAGCAAAAUCGAGAUUUGGAUAUGAUCAUUAAUGCCUCCAAGAACUUCAAUCUCAACAUCACCUGGGCAACCAGCUUUGCAGCUGGUACUCAGUCUGGAGAGGAGAUCCCCAUCGUCUCUUCUAGCAACAUUAAGGAGUUCAAGGACAGUUUCUCCAACGAGAAGUUUGAUUUCCGUAGCAACGUCAACAUCACCUUCUUUGUUUAUGUCAGCAACUUCACAUGGCCGAUUAAAAUUCAAAUUGCUUUCUCUCAGCACAGUAACUUCAUGGAUCUGGUACAGUUCUUUGUCACAUUUUUCAGUUGUUUCCUGUCUCUGCUGCUGGUGGCGGCGGUCGUGUGGAAGAUCAAGCAGAGCUGUUGGGCGUCACGGCGGCGAGAACAACUCCUGCGAGAGAUGCAGCAGAUGGCCAGUCGGCCGUUCGCCACCAUCAACGUUGCCUUGGAGACGGACGAGGAGCCACCUGACCUGAUUGGUGGAAACGUGAAGUCUGUGCCAAAGCCCAUAGCGUUGGAACCAUGUUUCGGAAAUAAGGCAGCAGUGCUGUCCAUCUUCAUCAGAUUACCCAGAGGCCCCGAUGGCAUUCCAACUCCAGGACAGUCAGGUCUGGCAGUAGCGAGUGCGCUGGUGGACGUGUCUCAGCAGAUGUGUGUGGGCUAUAAGGAGAAAUCAGGAGGGCUGCGCAACCGCAAGCAGCAACCGUUGGCACAGCCUGCUACGUGCAUCUGACCUUUACCCCAACCCCUCAGCCCCAGCCCCUUGAGCUUUGACCUCCGUCAGGACUGAGCCACGGACACAUGCAAUAUACAUGACGGGGGUCGCACAGUCACUAAUGGAGCCAGGGGUGUGAUCUAGCGAGAACUCUGAUUUGGAGAAACUGAGAGAAACUCUCCCGGCCAAUGGAAUGUACUCAAAUAGAGAAGAGGAAAGGAAGAGAGGGAGAGGUGGACAGAAGGAGACAGCCCUCUCUUGCCUCUGACUGAUUGACAGACUUCUCUCCUGCAUCCGCUAUAUGAUAUUUAACUUAUUACUGUUGUUUUAGUCCCUUUGUACACUCAGGAGGAGGUACCCCUGCACUGCUGCAACAUGGUCUCUGUGGCAACACACAGCUGGACCGCCCAUAGCUAUUGCAAAUGUACCUACCCAUGUAUACUCACCCAAAUUACACACAUGCUGACACACACACUAACCUACACAAGAAUGGGCGGUCAUACAGUACGUGCAUCUGUGUCCCUUAAAUCAUGGCUCUAAUUGUAGACGGAUCUCUGUAGCAUCAGCUUGGCCAUUUUUAGAGGUUUGUAAAUGUGUUUCAUGUGUGAGAAUGAAACAUCUAUGGCAGGGAAUGCCAGUCUUAUCGUCAAAGCGCCUGUGUGGCUGCAGGUUUUUUUAUUCCAAUCAAGCAGGAACACACCUCAUAACAGCUACGUUCCAAAAGUUAGGCUGCCGUCCAAGUGGGCUGCAUUUCUAGACUGCUGUGUUGCCCUAGGCUGUUUCAUUCAGAAGCAUCCUUAUAGUACAGCCGAGAAAUGCAGCCCAUGUUCUGACCAUUUUUGAGGAUGCUAGCGGAGUAUCCUUCACAAUCUACUGUCACCAUAAUCUUUUGUGCAUGCAUCCAACCAUUGAAAGUUAAAGAUAUUGUAUAAAAAGAAAGUAACACAUUGCUGCUGUCUGAACAAAACCUAAUAUCUCCAUUUUUGUCAUUUUUCAGUUUUUGACAUAGUUUGAAUAUGCCUGUUGGCUUUUGCAUGUUGUAUAAAUUUCAUGAUAAAUGGACCCAAACAAAUCAAAAUCACUUGGGGGGGGUCUGGUUCCUUUGACUUGUAUUAAAAGUAAAGUGUGUGUGUUUUGGAGAUACAAGGUUUUGUUCUGGAUGGUGCCUGCAUUUGGUUAGUCUAACAGUUUUUAGCUUGCAGGGCAGCAUUCACUUACAGACCAAUUGUUUUGCCUUUUCAUAUAGCCUAUUAAAUUAUUCACAUCAUUCACACAAAUUAUUCACAUCAGCUUGCCAGAUCAUUCACAUCAACAGUAUUUCCUCCAUUACGUUUUGUGUACCAACUCUUUUCUGAUGACAUGACAAAGUGUCUUGCAUUACAUAAAACAAAUGAGCAGGCUUUGUAAAGCAGUCCUCAAGGGCCCACCUUUCUCAGCUGCAGUCCUGAGUUUGGAACACUGCUAAUUUGUCAAUUGUUAAAAGACUGAGACCAGCUUAGAAUUGAUUGGAAUGAGAAUCUGCUGUCAUACCAGCCUUUUGUGUUCAAGUGAGCCCGGUUGUAAGGCAGGUGACCCUAGUUGGUGACCCCAGUUCUAUGGCAAGGAUGCUUAAGUUGAGUUCUGGUGAUCUACCACCAUGGAGAGUAGGUUUUCAACUAAAGAUCUUGAAUCCAGGCUCCACCAGUGAUCACAAAAAUCAGAAUGCAAAGGCUCUAACAUUCACAAGCUUCUCGAGGCCUUAAUUAACUGGAUCAGUUGUGCUAAAUAAGGGUUGGAACCAGUCUCUUCAGAACUGUAGACCACCAGGACUGGACUUUGGCACCUAGUUUAGUGGGUCAGUUUCACAGCAAGGCUGCCAUCAUUCAUGCAACUGAUCUUUUUUCGGUUUUGCACAGAAGUCCCUGUUUAUGUCCUCUCUCACAUAGAUAAGCACCUUGUUUACUGCUUAAGUUUCCAUCAGGAGUAUUUUAGCAAAGUUUUUAGGCUUGUAGAAGUUUAUUUUCCUCUCUCGCUCUCUCUGUGAACACAGAUGCACACACUCUUUGUAUCUCCUCUGAGAUCUGAGGCCAUUUCUCAGACUCAUUUUAGCUCCUGUCUCAAACAGAAACAGUGAACUGCGAGCACAGAGGCAAAGGCCUCUGAUGAAUGCGAGCAGCGGUUUUUAUGGGUUUUUCAAAAUGUCAGAUGCCAUUUUAGACCGUGUUGUUUUUCUGCACUCAUUCACUCGGUGGUCGGCCCUACUCAAUUAAAUUUAUAGUGUGUGUGCCCAUGCAUCUGACUGAAUGCGCAAGUAUUAGAUAUUAUGAUUAUCAUGACUAAAGAGCAGGUUUUAGAAUGGGAGCUAAAGGUCAGAUGGGAAAUGAACAAAUGUGACAUUCUGAAAUCUCUGCCAGGUAGAAAUCAAGAAGUCCUCUUAGAUAAUACCUAUAAAUUCAUGCAUGUGUGUGCAUGUAUCCAGUACUGUGCAAAAGUUUUAGGCACCUGAGAAAAUUAGAAUUAAAAAGUUGGUUAUUCAGCAGGCAUUUAUUUGUUCAGAAAAACAUAUAUACUAAUAUUACAAUAAAUACAAAUAAUGUUAGUACAAUAAGUAAUGGCUUUACUAUGUGAAUGUGUUUGUUUUAACCAUUUCCAAACCUCUCCUCAAAUCAAAUUGUACUUAUCAUCCAGCUAUCUGAUUUGACUAUAAAUACUUCAGUACGCUAAAUCAGGUGUGCUGGCAAUGGAAUUGAAUAAAUGCAUGUAAUAGCUUGGAGUACUGAGGAGCCAUCUGGAUACAAUAUAUCAACUUCUUCCUUUUUUUUGGGAGGGGGCAGGGGUACUUUCUCUAACCUUCUCACUGUAAACAUGCUUACUGCUGAGCUAAGUUGUCUCAAAUUAGCCUUGGUGCCUUGCACAGUACUGCAUACAUAUAAACACAAACACACACAGUUCUGUGCAACAUUCAGACAAACAGUCCAAACAGCCAUUAAAUAGGAGUUAUUCAUUUCAAAUUAUACGUUUAUUGAUAUAUUUCACAGAAAAUUACACAGAAGCUUCAACAAUGUAAUGUUAAUCUUUUUUCAGCAUAUCCAACUGUUCCCUUCAUCACAGGAGAAGGGCUUUCAGUUUUUUAAAGAACUCUGCAGGGAUAUUUUUCCACAAUUUCACAAGUUCAGUCUUGGAUGAUGGUUGCAUUAAAUGAUUCUCACAAUCCAAAUAAUCCCAAACACAUUCAGUGAUGUUGAUGUCUGGACUCUGGGGUGGCAACUGUAAGAACAACAGCAACUUCUUUGUUUGAAUUCUUUUUUUUUUUGU
This is a messenger RNA of Pygocentrus nattereri (red-bellied piranha), 7602 nucleotides long. RefSeq names its product attractin (gene atrn). The coding region runs from base 214 to 4326 and encodes 1370 amino acids. NCBI's taxonomy places the organism in Eukaryota, Metazoa, Chordata, Actinopteri, Characiformes, Serrasalmidae. The transcript is spliced from 29 exons. The record is from RefSeq and is a predicted model, not a curated record. Gene Ontology annotation, molecular function: protein binding. Gene Ontology annotation, cellular component: Golgi apparatus.